UUGCAGACAAAAUGGAUUGAUGUGAUUUUCUAUUAUGUUAGGGCAUUAGCUGCGCGUUAUCCUUUUGAAACUGCUCGGCAGCCGCUUUUCACUGCAUUAAAUCAUGUCCGAAAAAAGGUAAAUGAAUUUGAAAUAGACUUUAAUACCCGAAUUGGUAAUAUCAGAACGCGCGAAGCCGAAACAUCUGCUGCGCGAGCAGACAGACCUCAAGAAAUUUGGAUAGCUCAGGACGGAAAACUUUCUUCAGGAGAUUAUGCUAAUAUUACUGAUCAUAAAGCCGUUCAUAUAUUGAGUUCAGUUUCUAAUGUUGAGCUCUAUCGUCGCACAAUACCAUAUGUCCUUCAUACAGCUGGUCUUCUGAUCACGAAAAUAGGUAUGGAGGAGUACGACAGCAUUAGUGAGCGAGCACUAUUUCAGCUAUCUCAACUUAUAUCUUGUGAUGAGUGUCCUCUUUCUUCUUUACAUCUUGUUCAGCUGUGCACUCUUUUUCUGUACGCUGUUCACAGCCUAACACUAAAAAACACUGAGCCCGGUACAUGUUCUUUGCAACAACAGCAAGCAGUUCAAAUGGUAUUAAGCUUAUUCGGAGUAGUUUUAAGCCCAAUUUAUGAUCAUUUACAAGACUUAUCUAAUAUUUUAAUUGGCUCUGCUCAAUUGCCAUUGAAGAUGCGUCGUGUGUUGCCAGCUGUUUUCGUAAUCUCUGAAUGGUUGUCGAUGCCAUCUGUUAAUCGCUUAUACAGAAGUAUGCCAUCACUGGAAUCCAUUGAAACAUCGCUUAUUCAAGUUGAUACGUGGAAAUUACUUGCCGAUGUUGCUAACUUCUUGGUUGAAGCUGAGUCGCAAAAGAUUUUAUCACGAACCAUUCCAUGCUCGGACGUGAAAUCAGAAGUUUAUAUAGAGCUUGUACUUCCUGAAUCAAUUUUUCUGGCAUCUUUCAUUGAUGUGUUCACGGUAUUACCGAAGUCAUUACGAAUGUCUGUUUUAAAGAACGUCGACCUUUCCAACAAUUUACCUCUUUUGGCACUUCAUGCUCGUUUAUCUUCUGUAUUAUCGGCAGCGGAAUAUUUGGAUGGAUCUGAACUACCAUGUUUUCGAUUCAGUGAACAUUUGCGCUGUUUUGCUGUAGUACGGAGUGAUUCACCUGUAAAUUAUCAGACGAAGCAAGAAAAAAAUAGCGAUGAACUGUAUGAGGCUUCCGAGUUGAAGCAUGAAGUAGAAGUGCAGGAUUUUGAUCAGUUUUCUGAUGAGCACAAGCAGUAUCGGCAGACUGUUCUUGAAAAUCAAAUAAAACAGGAGCUUUUGGAACGUGAAACAAAAGGAAAUAGAGUGAUUAUUGAAGUACGACCGAAAUACCUAGUACCAGAUACAAAUACUUUUAUCGAUCAUUUGGUGUCCAUUAAGAAGAUUGUGGACAGUCAUAGAUUCACUGUGCUUGUACCAACAACAGUUGUCUCUGAAUUAGAAAAUCUGUCGCGACUAGUCUCAUCUAAAUCUUCCUUUGGAGUAGAAGAAUUUCAAGAUUGUUAUGUUGGUGAACGAGCGAAGGAGGCAAUUGUUUACUUAAAGGAUUUAGUUGGCAAGCAAUCUCAAGUGUAUACAAUUACCAGCAGAGGGAACCUGUUAAAUUCUGUUAUGUUUGCUACGGAAGAAAGUUACAGUUCAGGAGAAUUAACGGUGGUGAAUGACGAUAUCAUCCUCCUAAGCUGUGUGAAUUUUGCGAAGACGCGAUCUAAUCCUCCUUCUUCUUCAGAAGCACAAUUAACUACAGGAUCACUUUUAAAUGUGGAACAACCAGUAAGGCUUUAUCGCAGUGUAGUUUUAUUGACUGAAGAUCGUGCACUGAAUAUAAAAGCUGUGUGCGAAAAUAUGCCAUGCAGAACAAUACCAAGUUUUAUGAAAUGGGCUUGUCUAGAUUGA
This is a messenger RNA of Thelazia callipaeda (thelaziosis nematode), 1917 nucleotides long. Lineage: Eukaryota; Metazoa; Nematoda; Chromadorea; Rhabditida; Thelaziidae. The record is from the annotation of a GenBank genome assembly.